AAAGUUGAAAUAUAUAUAUAUUUCGUUAACGACAGAGAAUACGAAACUAAACAAUUAUUAUUUUCGUCAGAAGGUGAACAUGGCGUGCACACAGCGUGUGUUGUCUCGCUGUGGUCUUCGUACACUUUUUAGCAGACUUAGUUUGGAAAAGCAAAUCUGUGUGCCAACAGCAAAUGCUGCAUUGAAAAUAUUGCCUGUACAAACCCAGUCUUUACAUACCACAUCAGUAAACCAUGGAUUCAAGUGGGAUAAUUACAACACUAUUGUUUAUCCACCAACAAAACCUGGAGAGGAAGAACGGCCUGCUGAAAUAAAUCACUCUCGAGAAAAUAUUAAAUACAGUCCAUUAAAGAUGUGGUACAUUGCUUGUAUGAUCCGAGGAAUGUCCAUCGAUGAAGCCCUGAAACAGUUGUCAUUUUAUAAGAGAAAAGGCUCUGCUGUUGUGAAAGAGGUUCUUUUAGAAGCUCAGGAAAUGGCCAUCCUUCAGCAUGGAGUUGAAUUCAAAUCUAAUUUAUGGAUAGCUGACGCCCUAGCUACAAAAGGUGUAGUUGUGAAAGGUUUGCGGAAACACAGAGGCCCCCGAUAUGGUGUAGUACAUUACAAAUAUUGCAAUAUUUACAUACGCUUAAGGGAAGGCUCACCACCAAAACACUACUACCCGGUAGAGGAAACAGGAUACGAGAAACUACAAAAUUACCUGACUGAACAGAGAAAACGCAAAAUCAUAUUUUCUCUUUAAAUAUUUAAAAUAGUAGCUAUCAAAUUAUUUUCAACCAAAAUAUGGACACAUUUUUUUGAAUUGUAUUUGUUUCACUGCCUAAAUAUAACUAUAUUAAUGAAA
Messenger RNA from Octopus bimaculoides (California two-spot octopus), 841 nucleotides. Its product is annotated as large ribosomal subunit protein uL22m. NCBI's taxonomy places the organism in Eukaryota, Metazoa, Mollusca, Cephalopoda, Octopoda, Octopodidae. Gene Ontology annotation, cellular component: ribosome; mitochondrial large ribosomal subunit. Gene Ontology annotation, molecular function: structural constituent of ribosome. The record is from RefSeq and is a predicted model, not a curated record. Gene Ontology annotation, biological process: translation.